AUGUCUUUUUAUUUACCCUCUGAUUGUCUCGAGGAAAUUUUUGAAUAUUUAGAUAAUGAUGUUCAAUCAUUACAUUCAAGUGUAUUAGUGAAUAGGUUAUGGUGUAAAACUGCUAUUCGUUUCUUAUGGAGGAAUCCUUGGAAACAUUUAGCGAAAUUUGAGAAUUCUGAUUGGGCUUCUAUCGUUGAAACAUUACAAUCUUGUAUAUCUGAAGAGAUAAAAGCAUCUUGGGAAAAAAACAAAAUUGAAAAUUCUAAGAGACAACCGUUAUUCGAUUAUGUUGGUUACUGUCGUUAUUUAUCUGAAUGGGAGAUUAAUAAAAUUACUUAUGUAAUACUCCAGAAAGGUUAUAGUAAAAACAAUUGGUCCUCGAAACAAUAUGAAAACAAUCGAACAAUUAUUGAGCGUGACUUAUUUCGUCUAUUCUUGUCACGAUGUUCAACCCUUCAACAUCUUAUCCUUCCUUACAUCGGUUUCACAGAUUUUCCGGAAGCAAAAAAUUGUUUUGCUCAACUUUCUGUACUUGAAUGUAAUGUCUAUACUCCUUCAAGCAUAUUCUCCGAACUUGCGAAAUAUUGUCAAAAUUUGGAUAAAUUGAUUAUUGAUACUUGUCAAAAAGAUAAUAUUGGAUUAGCCACUUUAAUAAAAGCUCAAUUAAAACUAAAAAACGUAGUUCUUCGAUGUGUAAAUAUUGAAGAAUAUGCCUUUUGUUGGCAGAUUGGGCAUGCUCUAUUGUCUCAGCGUAAAUCUUUAACGCAUUUCUAUCUUUCGGAUUAUUACUGUAUCCCGGUGGAAAUUCUCACAGCAUUUAAGAAUUUAAAGGUAUUGCAUCUAUACACAGCUGAAGAUUCAUCGACUUUCUCAUUACCACCUACAACUAUUUAUCCAAAACUCGAAGUAUUAGAAAUAAUGGGAGAUUUUGGAACACCUUUUAAUUAUUGGAUAAAAUUAAUUGAGAACACCCAAGGCACUCUAACGCGAAUUUAUUGGAAUUUCACCAGUGAACCGAAACGAGGAGAUGUUACAAAAUACCUUCAAGCAAUCAUUAGACAUUGUCCAAAACUUAAAUUUGUAACAAUAUUGAUAACAAAAGAAAACGAAUCAACUUUGGAACAAGAUUUAGAAGAUUUAUUUACUUCUUGUGUAUAUUUGGAAGGUCUUAAACUACAGAUCGCAUGCAAUAUUUCAUUGAAUGCUUCGAGAAUAUUUAAUUUAUUAAAGAAGCUAUCCUUAAAUAAUUUAGAUACAUUGAAUUUAUUGAAUUUGGAUUCUUUACGAGGUAAUUGGCAGUGUCCCCCAGAAGAUGUUAAAUCUUUUAUGGACUCAUACACAAAUAGGAAACCAUUAUCAAUUGUAUUAGGCAAUUUCUUACAUAUGGAUGAAGUGAUUACCUAUAAUUUGAUAGGUCAAUAUCGCGCAACAGAUGUAUUAAAGGAUUUCUAUAAAACGUCAAGUUUGAUUAAACUUAACAAGGGAUGGAAUAAUAUUGGUGUAUUAAAUAAAUAA
Messenger RNA from Diversispora eburnea, 1506 nucleotides. The record is from the annotation of a GenBank genome assembly. NCBI's taxonomy places the organism in Eukaryota, Fungi, Glomeromycota, Glomeromycetes, Diversisporales, Diversisporaceae.